Messenger RNA from Mobula hypostoma (lesser devil ray), 834 nucleotides. RefSeq names its product BTB/POZ domain-containing protein KCTD21-like. The transcript has a single exon. Gene Ontology annotation, molecular function: protein binding. The record is from RefSeq and is a predicted model, not a curated record. Bases 1 to 789 code for a protein of 262 amino acids. Lineage: Eukaryota; Metazoa; Chordata; Chondrichthyes; Myliobatiformes; Myliobatidae. Gene Ontology annotation, biological process: protein homooligomerization.
AUGCUCCGCACGCCGAGCCUGGAGCCCGUGUCCCUGAACGUCGGCGGCACCGUCUACACUACCAACGGCGAGACGCUGAGCCGCUUCCCGGACUCUAUGCUGGGUGCGAUGAUCCGGGGGCAGCUCCCGAGUAGCCGGGACCCAGCGGGGAAUCUCUUCAUCGACCGCGACGGCAAGACCUUCCGGCAUAUCCUCAACUACCUGCGGUCUUCGCAUCUCGACCUGCCCGAGGAUUACAAGGAAAUGAGUCUGCUGCGGAGGGAGGCGGAUUUCUACCAAAUCCAGCCGCUCCUGAGGGAUCUCAGCGACCGCGGCCACAACCUGGGCAAUGCGCUCCUGCAGUGCAACAUCUUGUCCCACACACAGACCCUCCACUUCACCCUUAAGGAGGGACCCCUCAACUACGCCCUCUCCACCUGCCCCGUCACCACCUACCAAGCGCAGGUCUUCUGCACCUGCCCCUCCGUCCUUGCCGUCCUGCGAGAGCGGCUGGUGCUGAGCCCGGACCCUUCCUCCGGGGCCGAUAGUAGCCCCCCUCUUCCUCCUCCUCGCCACCGCCUGCAGCUAGAGUGGACCCCAACGGCCGACGAUUUGCCGGCGGCCGAGUACUCCCGGCAGGGCUUCCGCCGCCUCCUCACCCGCCCCGAAGGCCGGGAGCUGCCGGACGCCCGCAGCCUGGUAGAAGAGGUGCUCGGCCUGGCCCUGAGCCGCGGCUUUCGCCUCGACUAUGCCUCCCCGCUGCCCUCCGAUGUGCUGGGCUGCACGGCGCUCCGCUUCGUCCGGUACUGAGACCCCGGGAGGGGCCGCUAUGUGUGGGAGGUGGGAGAGACCCAG